GCAAGGUGUGACGGGAAGGAUCCUUCUAGAUUGCGCACUUUUCGUUUCUGCCAUGUCGAGACGGGCAGUGAUUCGUGGCCCGCUGGGGAAUGAUUGUCGCAUCUAUGUGGGCAACUUACCUCCAGACAUUGGAACGAGGGAAGUGAAGGACAUGUUUUACAAAUACGGAACCGUCCGAGAUGUCGACCUUAAAAAUCGUCGCUGGGGACGGCCCUUCGCCUUCGUUGAGUUCAACAGCCCACGAGACGCGCACAACGCGGUGCACGGUCGCGACGGCUAUGAUUACGAAGGGUACCGCCUGCGCGUGGAGUUUCCUCGAAACUACCGUGCUAUAUAUGGAGGUGGCAGAGGCCUCCUAGAAACCCGUGGCACGUCAUCCCGGCGGUCUGACAACAGAGUGCUUGUCUCCGGACUCCCGCCAAGUGGAAGCUGGCAGGAUUUAAAGGAUCAUAUGCGGGAGGCAGGCUAUGUUUGUUAUGCCGCGGUUCGCCGAGAUGGGUCAGGUGUCGUGGAGUUUGUAUGGAAAGAAGAUAUGAGCUAUGCGGUGCGCAAGCUAAAUAACACUAAAUUUAGAUCUCACAAGGGAGAAACGGCCUACAUCCGGGUUAGAAUUGAUGAGGCCAGAAGCCCGAAUUGUGGAAGAUACUCCCCUCGUAGCCAUAGUCGCAGCCGAAGUCGCAGACGUAGCAGAAGCCGCAGAGGCCGCAGUCCCAGCAGAAACGGCCGACAUAGCAGAAGCCUCAGAAGCCAUAGUUAUAGCCGAAGCCCCAGAAGGCGCAGUUGGAGCAGAAGCCGCCGUGGUAGCAGGGGCCACAGCCGCAGCAGAGGCCGCAGUCCCAGCAGAAGCCGCGAUGGUGGCAGAGGCCGUGGCCGCAGCCGCAGUCGCAGUCACAGUCGCAGCGGCAGUGGCAGCCGAAGCCGCAGCCGCAGCCGCAGCGGCAGCCUCGAUGGUAGCAGAGGCCGCAGCCGCAGCCGCAGUUGCAGCCGCAGCGGCAGCCUCGAUGGUAGCAGAGGCCGCAGCCCCAGCAGAAGCCGCGAUGGCAGCAGAGGCCGCAGCCCCAGUAGAAGCCGCCGGGGUAGCAGAGGCCGCAGCCCCAGCAGAGGCCGCAGCCCCAACAGAAGCCGCGAUGGCAGCAGGGGCCGCAGCCGCCGCCGCAGCCACCGCCGCCAUGGUAUCAGAGGCCGCAGCCUCAGCAGAAGCCGCAGUCAUAGCAGAAGCCUUAACCCUAGUAAAAGCCGUAGUCGUAGUAGAAGCUUCAACAGAAGCAAUGGCAGGAGUCGCAGCUACUCGCCAAGGCGAAAGAGAGGCUCACCAUACUUUUCUCUCUGUUAUAACAGAUGUUGCCCUCGGACAUAAGAUGAUGGGUGGCCCUUUUGUUGUGUAUAGUCUUCCUUUACUCUAUAUCAUCUUAUUUUUUAAUUCAGACGGUUUUGUUGAGAGUGGGCUACUGUGUUGGCGUUCAUUUGUGGCUUACAGCCCCCUACAUUCUCCUGUCUUUGACAAAUUGUAUUUUAAGUGAUGUCAUAGACAAGAUUGUGUAAAUUUAGUUAUUUCUCCAUGCUCUUCAGACUGAGAUAUUGUGUAAAUGGCCUCCUGCUCUGCUUUGUGUAAACUGGGGUGUUGGGAGGUGUUUGUGGUCAUCUUACCUGAGGAAGUAUAGCUUGCUUUUCAUGUGUCUGUCUGUAAACGUAUCUGAAGACAUGGAUUAAGAAUGGUUUGGAUUAAGGAUUGUGGAGCACAUCUCAGUCAUUCUAGGAUUACCAGAAGGAGGAUGGAGGAGGAUCAGAUCAAUAAUGGAGACAAUGGUAUGACUUCAAGUGUGCUAUUGUUGCAGAUCAAAUUGGCAGUAUUGGUCUUAUGCUGAAAGACAAGGAUUAAAAUGACAUAAUAUUUUAUAUAUAUAGAAUCUACACUACAGCACUUAUAAGCACGCAUUUAUCUUUAGCUACAAUUUGCCUUGCUCCUUAAAUCUUGACAAUUAUGGCAAAAUUACAUUGCUUAUUUCAUAAUAAUUUACUUUGCUCCUUUCCCCUCCUUUUUAACACAGGAAGAAUUGGCUAAUGUGUUAUAGUGCUUAGUUGCAACUGUUAUCUGUGACCUGCUGUUGGUGUAUGUGUGGGUAUAGGAUGUCUAAUUCUGAUGAGAUAGAGUAUAAUAUCAGUACUGCUAAAUCUGAAUGUCCUCUCUGUAACUGAUAGAAAAUUACUAGUUCAUUUUUAAAAGAUGACACCAGAUUAUAUAAGUCCAGCAUAUUGAUGCAGAUAAUCUAGUUGGGAAUACAUUUAAGUCUCACCUUCCCCUUUAAACUAGUAUUCAGAAUUAACUCAUGUUUGGAAUGCUUUACCUUACAAAUUAAAUAACAGAUGGAGCAUCAAAUUUAGUUUAGAUUUGGUGUGUAGCAAUAUCAGUGAAUUUUUCAACUACAUAACUCUUUCUGCAACCACAAAACCUGUAAUGAGCUGUGAAGUAAUGAAUAUUAGCAUUAUCGGUUGAACUGUAAAUAUAAAAUGCUUCUUCCAAUUAGUCUCUAAGGUGAUUACGUUUUUAAAAUUUAUCUGAACACCAUUAAGAACUUCUUUUGGGGAAUCUGAUAGUUAUUGAUAUAUUUCUAUUAAACUGAUGACAGACAUAGCAUCCUUCCCUGGGAAACUUUUUUAUUGCAGUAUCUAAAUUUUUGCCUCCUCCUUUUUGGUUUUGCUGGUUAUAAAGGUUUGGAUUGCAGAGGACUCACUGGAUCAUAAUACUUGGAACUGGAUCAUUGGAUUCAGAUCAUAAUGUGGAUAGGAUAGGAAGGAUGAUUUACAAGGAUUCCUGGAGCAGGAUCAGAUUACCAGGAACAUAGCAGUGGAUUGCUGCCACGUACAAACCACAUUCAUGUAGAUUUUUAAAUUCCACUUAAUUGGCUGUUACAAAGAUUUCAUUUUCUUGUUUUUGAGGAUUGGAGCCCUUCAGAUGCGUACUGGAAUUCUGGUUUGCAUGUCUUAGUAAAAGAUAGCAAAGCAAAGACCUGGAGAUAUGUGCUGGAGCAGUCUCUGUAAGAGAGAAUUCAGCAUGAGUAAAUACUAAACAUUUAAAAUGGAAAAGGGAAGGUUGUUCAAAAUAGUAAAUCAAAGUAACUUAUGUAUGUAAAGAAAACUUUUAAAAUUGGAGUUGAAAAAUAAUUAGGUUUCCAAUUGACUAUGGUCAUUUUUCUUUGCAAAAAAAGUUUAAAAAAAGAAUUCAAAGAAAAACAUUAAAAUAUGAGAAUUGGGAUCUUUGGCUCUUGUCCAAAUUUUCCCUACCUAGUCGAAGCUCUUUUCAGUCUGUGCUGCACAGAACUUCCGUAUAAUAUUAACAGUGAGUACAGUCUGCAUUUGAAAACAGAUUUAAAAAGAUGUUGGACUGCCUUGCAUUAACCGCUAUAAAAAGAUUUCUUAGCUAAUUGACACUUGAUUGAUAAUCAAAAGACUUAAACCAGGAGGCAGGCAUCCUGACACAGCAGGUUAUACCAGUGCUUGGGACACGCAAAUCCCAUAUUGGAGGGUUUAGUCCCAACUAGUCUUCAGGUUGAAUUUCUGGCUAAUGCGCCAGGGAGGCAUCAGAUGAAUGCUAGGGGACUUGAAUCGCUGCCAUGCACAUGAGAGACCUUGAUGGAGUUCUGGACUCCUGGCCUCAGCCUGAGAUAGAUUCAGUUGUUGUGAUCUCGAUCUCUCUCUCUCUCCCUCUCUCCUUUCUCCUCUCCCUUUCACAUAGAUGAAAACAAAUAAGCUCCAAAUUGGUUUUUAUUAAAGUAAGCUUAUAGUGUACAUUACCAAAUGAUCUACCUUUCUGAAUUUCUAUAGAUUGUCCUUUUUGAUAUCUUCCGAAUUUAGUAUAACAUCAAAUUUAGUAUGAGUUUAGGGGAUGUUAAAUAAUUACUGUAUCUGUUAGCAAAUAUUUUUAAAGAUACCAAAUGAUGUGAGUAAAGUUUUAUUUUGGGUGAAUAGAAUUGGGAGUGACAUUUUCUUUUGGACAACUUUUUGUAAUCUUUUACUCUUGUGCAAACAUUUAUCAUUUUUGCAAAAAACAAUUUAAUUUUCAUUGUACACAGAAAAUACAUCUAGUAGUCAAACACUAUUCUUACUAAUUUUGGUGGUGGUUCUAAUGUAAGUGAUUUUUUUUCAAAAAGUGUUAAAGUUUGAGUCAAUAAAAA
Messenger RNA from Oryctolagus cuniculus (rabbit), 4172 nucleotides. RefSeq lists its product as uncharacterized. Lineage: Eukaryota; Metazoa; Chordata; Mammalia; Lagomorpha; Leporidae. The record is from RefSeq and is a predicted model, not a curated record. Gene Ontology annotation, cellular component: cytoplasm; nucleus. Gene Ontology annotation, molecular function: mRNA binding.